Molecule: messenger RNA, 7868 nt
Organism: Bombyx mandarina (wild silkworm)
Lineage: Eukaryota; Metazoa; Arthropoda; Insecta; Lepidoptera; Bombycidae
Gene: beta-Spec
Product: spectrin beta chain
Cellular component (GO): spectrin
Molecular function (GO): actin binding; phospholipid binding; structural constituent of cytoskeleton
Source: RefSeq, a predicted model, not a curated record
GAAGUUGGUUGGCUUUUGGUUUUCGCGGUCGGUCUUUCGCUUCGCUCGAUGCCGUGUUCGUACUCGUAUUCACGGAUGAUAGUACAAGUCGUUUUUACAUGAUUAACGGCUACAUAAAAGUUUCAGACAAAAAGUGAACUGUGUUAUGUCAAAAAACUGUUUUCAUAGUGUAAGUGGCGUGGAAUCCUAUUUAUUAGUUCUCAGACGGCUGACCGCCAACUCGCGUAUUCUAGUGUAUUUAGUGUGCUGACGAAUUUUAUGUGCUUGACUGUGCUGUAAUAGCAUACCUUGGACUCGCAGGAGAACAGUUCCGAGCGUGGCGUGGUGAGGCUAUAGUUGGUCGCGAUGACGACCGACAUCUCGGUGUCCCGAUGGGACCCGUCCGUCGGCCACGGGCAGGAGAUCAUUGAUGAAAUCGAGUACGACGGCGGAAAUUCAUCGUCGAGGCUAUUCGAACGAUCGCGCAUUAAAGCGCUUGCAGACGAACGAGAGAGCGUGCAAAAGAAGACAUUUCAAAAAUGGGUGAACUCACAUUUAGUUCGCGUCGGGUUCCGAAUUGGGGAUCUGUACGUCGAUAUGAGAGAUGGAAAGAUGCUUAUCAGACUACUCGAGGUGCUGUCUGGAGAGAGACUGCCUCGUCCAACGAAAGGUAAAAUGCGUAUCCACUGCUUGGAGAACGUGGACAAGGCGCUUCAGUUUCUGCGCGAACAACGAGUUCACCUGGAGAACAUGGGGUCCCAUGACAUCGUCGACGGCAACCCUAGGCUCAGUCUUGGUCUCAUCUGGACUAUCAUUCUGCGCUUCCAGAUCCAAGACAUUACAAUCGAAGAAACCGACAACAAGGAAACGAAAUCGGCGAAGGACGCUCUCCUUCUUUGGUGUCAAAUGAAGACCGCGGGCUAUAAUAACGUGAACGUCCGCAACUUCACGACGUCCUGGCGGGACGGGUUGGCGUUCAACGCGAUCAUACACAAGCACAGACCGGACCUCGUUCAGUUCGAGAAACUGCACAGGAGCAACCCUAUCCACAACCUUAACAACGCCUUCAACGUUGCCGAGGAAAAGCUUGGACUCACCAAGUUGCUUGACGCGGAAGACAUCGCUGUCGACCAUCCCGACGAGAAGUCCAUCAUCACGUACGUGGUGACGUACUAUCACUACUUCAGCAAGAUGAAGCAGGAGACAGUCCAAGGCAAGAGGAUCGGGAAGGUCGUCGGUAUCGCGAUGGAAAACGACAAGAUGAUGCAGGAAUACGAGUCGCUCACCAGCGAUCUCCUGCAGUGGAUCGAGCGAACAAUCGAGGCGCUCGGCGACAGAACAUUCGCGAACUCUCUGGAGGGAGUGCGCCAACAACUGAUUCAAUUCGCGAACUAUCGCACCGUUGAGAAACCGCCUAAGUUCGUGGAGAAGGGCAACCUGGAGGUGCUGCUGUUCACGCUGCAGUCGCGCAUGCGCGCCGCCAACCAGCGCCCGUACACGCCGCGCGAGGGCCGCAUGAUCCACGACAUCAACCGCGCCUGGGAGACGCUGGAGAAGGCCGAGCACGAGCGGGAGCUGGCGCUGCGGGAGGAGCUCAUCCGCCAGGAGAAGCUAGAGCAGCUCGCCGCCAGAUUCAACCGUAAAGCUCAGAUGCGCGAGACCUGGCUGUCGGAGAACCAGCGCCUGGUGAGCCAGGACAACUUCGGGUUCGACCUGGCGGCCGUGGAAGCCGCCGCCAAGAAGCACGAGGCCAUCGAGACCGACAUCUUCGCGUACGAGGAGCGCGUGCAGGCCGUCGUCGCCGUCUGCUCGGAGCUGCAGGCCGAGAGGUACCACGACAUCGAGCGUGUGUGCGCGCGGCGCGACAACGUGCUGCGCCUGUGGGCCUACCUGCUGGAGCUGCUGCGGGCGCGGCGGGCUCGUCUCGAACUGUCCCUGCAGCUGCAACAGAACUUCCAGGAAAUGCUGUACAUCCUCGACUCUAUGGAAGAGAUCAAGAUGCGUCUCUUGACAGACGACUACGGCAAACAUCUGAUGGGAGUCGAAGAUUUAUUACAAAAGCAUGCGCUGGUCGAAGCCGACAUCAAUGUGCUCGGAGAACGAGUCAAGGUGGUGGUCGGACAGUCGCAGCGCUUCCUGGAGGGCGAGGGCGGCGCGUACCGGCCGUGCGACCCCGCCGUCACCGUGGACCGCAUACAGCAGCUUGAGAACGCGUACGCAGAGCUCGUGCACCUCGCCGUGGAGCGCAGAAAGCGUUUGGAGGACAGCCGCAAACUGUGGCAGUUCUACUGGGACAUGGCCGAUGAAGAGAACUGGAUCAAGGAGAAGGAACAGAUUGUCUCCGUUGAUGACAUCGGACACGACCUUACUACUGUGUACUUGCUGAUAUCGAAGCACAAGGCGCUGGAAGCUGACGUGCUGGCCCACGAGCCGCAGCUGAUGAGCGUGGCGGCGGUCGGCGACGAGCUCAUCUCCCAGGGACACUUCGGCGCAGACAGGAUCCAAGAACGCCUCCGUGACAUCCUGUCGCAAUGGAACCACCUCCUCGACUUGGUGUCGCUCCGCAAGAGUCGGCUGGACGCCGCCGUGCGCUACCACCAACUGUUCGCUGAUGCCGACGACAUCGACAACUGGAUGCUCGACACCCUCAGAUUGGUUUCGUCCGAAGACACCGGCGUUGACGAAGCUCAGGUGCAGAGCCUCCUGAAGAAACACAAGGACGUCACCGACGAACUCAAGAACUACGCCAACGUCAUUCAGCAACUGAAGCAACAGGCGCAGGAGCUGAGCCCGGAGGACGCCAACAGCGGCGAGGUGCGCGAGCGGCUGGCGGCCAUCGACGCGCGGCACGGCGAGCUGGCCGAGCUGGCGCGCCUCCGCAAGCAGCGCCUGCUGGACGCGCUGUCGCUGUUCAAGCUGCUCGCCGAGGCCGACGCCGCCGACCAGUGGAUCGCGGAGAAGCACCGCAUGCUCGACACCAUGCUGCCGCCCAGCGACAUCGACGACGUCGAGAUCAUGAAGCACAGAUACGACGGCUUCGACAAGGAGAUGAACGCGAACGCGUCCCGCGUGGCCGUCGUGAACCAGCUGGCGCGGCAGCUCGUGCACGUGGAGCACCCGCAGGCGCCGCGCAUCCAGGACCGCCAGCACCAGCUCAACCACGCCUGGAGCGCGCUCCGGGAGAAGGCUGAAGCGAAGAAGGAUGAGCUUAAGUCCGCUCAAGGUGUCCAGACAUUCCACAUCGAAUGUCGCGAGACCGUCUCGUGGAUCGAGGACAAGAAACGCAUCCUGCAGCAAACCGACGACCUCGAGAUGGAUCUUAACGGCGUGAUGACUCUCCAACGUCGUUUGUCCGGAAUGGAGCGCGACUUGGCCGCCAUACAGGCUCGCAUCUCGUCCCUGGAGAGCGAGGCCAGCGCCAUCGAGAACGAACAUCCCGAGGAGGCACAACUCAUUCGGGAACGCGUCGAACAGAUCACUCAGAACUGGGAGCAACUCACUCACAUGCUGAAAGAACGCGACUCGAAAUUGGAAGAGGCCGGAGACUUACAUCGUUUCCUGCGCUCCGUCGAUCAUUUCCAGGCGUGGCUCACAAAGACGCAGACCGAUGUUGCUUCCGAAGAUAUCCCAUCAAGUCUGCCUGAGGCUGAGAAACUCCUUUCUCAGCACCAAACCAUCAAAGAGGAGAUUGAUAACUAUAAGGAUGAAUAUGCUAAGAUGAUGGAAUAUGGAGAGAAGAUUACUGCCGAACCGUCCACGCAAGAUGAUCCACAGUAUAUGUUCCUUCGCGAACGUUUGAAGGCACUGCGCGAGGGAUGGGCCGAGCUGCAGCAGAUGUGGGAGAACCGACAGCAGCUCCUGGCGCAGAGCCUCGAGCUGCAGCUGUUGCAGCGCGAUGCCAGACAGGCUGAAGUUUUACUUGCACACCAAGAACACAGGCUCGCCAAAACCGAGCCUCCGACAAACUUGGAACAGGCCGAAAAUAUUAUCAAGGAACACGAGGCCUUCCUCACUACGAUGGAGGCUAAUGACGAUAAGAUCAAUUCAGUAGUGCAGUUCGCUAAUCGCCUCGUCGAGGAGAGGCACUUCGACGCGGACAAGAUUCAGCGCAAGGCGGAGAACAUCGAGGCACGCCGCAAUGCCAACCGCGAAAAGGCACUUAACCUCAUGGAGAAGCUCCAAGACCAGCUUCAGUUGCACCAGUUCUUGCAGGACUGCGACGAACUUGGAGAAUGGGUUCAGGAGAAGAACGUUACCGCACAAGACGAUACCUACCGCUCCGCCAAGACCAUCCACUCUAAGUGGACCCGUCAUCAGGCUUUCGAAGCUGAAAUUGCGGCCAACAAAGAACGACUGUUCGCUGUGCAGAAUGCCGCUGAAGAGCUCAUGAAGCAGAAACCGGAAUUCGUUGAAGUAAUUUCCCCCAAGAUGCACGAACUCCAAGAUCAGUUUGAAAACUUGCAGACUACCACCAAGGAGAAGGGCGAGAGGCUCUUCGACGCCAACAGGGAAGUGCUGCUUCACCAAACUUGCGACGACAUUGACUCAUGGAUGAACGAACUUGAGAAGCAAAUACAGAGCACCGAUACCGGUAGCGAUCUGGCCUCCGUCAAUAUUCUCAUGCAGAAGCAACAGAUGAUCGAGACCCAGAUGGCAGUGAAGGCGAAACAGGUUACGGAACUGGAAACUCAGGCGGAAUACCUGCAGAAGACCGUGCCUGACAAGAUGGAAGAGAUCAAGGAGAAGAAGAAGACUGUUGAGCAUAGAUUCGAACAACUCAAGGCGCCAUUACUCGAACGCCAACGUCACCUUGCCAAGAAGAAGGAAGCCUUCCAGUUCCGUCGUGAUGUCGAAGACGAGAAGCUGUGGGUCCAGGAGAAGAUGCCUCUGGCCACAAGCACCGACUACGGUAACUCAUUGUUCAACGUGCAAAUGUUGCAGAAAAAGACUCAGUCGCUGAAGACGGAGACCGACAACCACGAGCCCAGGAUUCUGACGGUCAUCUCUAACGGACAGAAGCUGAUUGACGAGGGACACGAAAGUUCGCCCGAAUUCAAACAGCUUAUUGACGAGCUCACUGCGAGGUGGCGAGAACUUAAGGAUGCCAUCGAGGAACGCAAGAACAAUCUGUCGCAAUGGGAGAAAGCGCACCAGUACCUGUUCGAUGCGAACGAAGCGGAAGCCUGGAUGAGCGAACAGGAACUCUACAUGAUGGUGGAAGAUCGAGGCAAGGAUGAGAUCUCCGCGCAGAACCUCAUGAAGAAACACGAGAUUUUGGAGCAAGCUGUCGACGAUUACGCGCAGACUAUCCGUCAAUUGGGAGAGACUGUUAGGCAGCUCACUGCCGAAGAACAUCCACUCAGUGAACAAAUUUCCGUGAAACAAUCGCAAGUAGACAAGUUGUAUGCAGGACUGAAGGACUUGGCUGGCGAGAGACGAGCCAAGCUGGAUGAAGCUUUACGAUUAUUCCAAUUAUCCCGCGAGGUCGAUGACCUUGAACAAUGGAUCACAGAGAGGGAACUCGUCGCCAGCAGCCAGGAGCUGGGACAAGACUACGAUCAUGUCACGCUGCUGUGGGAACGCUUCAAGGAAUUCGCGCGCGAGACCCAGUCGGUGGGCUCGGAGCGAGUCGGCACGGCCGAGCGUAUCGCCGACCAGAUGAUCGCCAUGGGACAUUCUGACAACGCCACCAUCGCGCAAUGGAAGGAGGGCCUCAAGGAAACCUGGCAAGACCUCCUCGAGCUCAUCGAGACUAGGACACAGAUGUUGGCGGCGUCCCGCGAGCUGCACAAGUACUUCCACGACUGCAAGGACACGCUGCAGCGCGUCAACGAGCGCGCGCGCGGCGUCAGCGACGAGCUCGGCCGCGACGCCAUCAGCGUGUCCGCGCUGCAGCGCAAGCACCACAACUUCAUGCAGGACCUCACCACGCUGCAGCAGCAGGUGGAGUCCAUAAAGAGCGAGUGCUCGCGGCUGGGCGCGUCGUACGCGGGCGAGAAGGCGGCGGAGAUCACGCGGCGCGAGCGCGAGGUGGCGGACGCGUGGGCCGCGCUGCAGGCCGCGUGCCGCGCGCGCCGCGCCAAGCUGGAGGACGCCGACCGCCUGUACCGCUUCCUCAGCCAGGUCCGCACGCUCACGCUCUGGAUGGACGACGUCGUGCGACAGAUGAACACCGGCGAGAAGCCCAGAGACGUGAGCGGCGUCGAGCUUCUGAUGAACAACCACCAGUCGCUGAAGGCGGAGAUCGACACGCGCGAGGACAACUUCUCGGCCUGCAUCUCGCUCGGGAAGGAGCUGCUGGCGCGCCAACACUACGCCUCCGCGGACAUCAAGGAGAAGCUACUGCAGCUGACGAAUCAAAGGAAUGCCCUGCUGCGACGCUGGGAAGAACGCUGGGAGAACUUGCAACUCAUACUGGAAGUGUACCAGUUCGCUCGCGACGCGGCCGUGGCGGAGGCGUGGCUCAUCGCGCAGGAGCCCUACCUCAUGUCGCAGGAGCUGGGGCACACCAUCGACGAGGUCGAGAGCCUCAUCAAGAAGCACGAGGCCUUCGAGAAAUCCGCAGCGGCACAGGAGGACCGGUUCAGCGCUCUGCAGCGACUCACCACCUUCGAAGUGAAAGAGAUGAAGCGUCGUCAGGAAGCGGCCGAAGCGGCGGAGCGCGAGAAGCGGGAGCGCGAAGCCGCCGAGGCCGCCGCCGCCGCCGCCGCCGCGCAGGACGCGCUCGACCGCGUCGACACGCCGCACGAGCAGCCCGCCGCCAACGUCGUAAGGAGAACGUCCACUAAAGCGGCUGAGAAGGCCCAAGAGCGACCCCAUUCCCAGCCAGAGGCGAGCUCCGUCCCGAACCCCGCCGCCCUCGCCGCCCCCGCUGACCCCGCCGCCCCCGCACCGCCCUCCCCCCAACAGUCCACGUCGAAACCAACACCGGUUAAACCCGCACGCCUCUCCACCCCUGGAUCGAGUUCGUCGCCCGCCACGCCUUCGAGUUCCGGUAAGGUGAAGUCGCGGUCGCGAAGCAAGUCCCCCUUCAGGAGCUUCAGGUGGCGCACCGCCAAGAAGCUGAUCGCGGGCUCCCAUCAUAGCGACGACGAAGAGGGAGCCAGUCCAGCCAGCGAAGAUGAAGGGGUCGAGGGAACUCUGGUACGGAAACACGAAUGGGAAUCCGCCGCCAAACGGGCUUCUAAUCGGUCUUGGGAUAAGCUUUACGUUGUGGCCAAAGACGGCCGCAUGUCGUUCUACAAGGACCAGAAGAGCUACAAGUCGUCGCCGGAACAGUACUGGCGCGGGGAGAGCCCUCUGGACCUCAACGGGGCGGUCGUAGAGGUGGCAGCCAACUACACCAAGAAGAAGCACGUCUUCCGUCUCAGGCUGUCGAGCGGCGCGGAGUUCCUGCUGCAGGCGCACGACGAGGCGGAGAUGUCGUGGUGGCUGGAGUCGCUGCGGGCGCGCACGCAGGCGCCGGCCGCGCGCUCGCACACGCUGCCCGCGCCCGCCAACGCCGAGCCCAAGCGACGCUCCUUCUUCACGCUCAAGAAGAACUAAUUCGUCGAGUCGAGAGAUGAGGGGUCGUCGACCUCGGCGCCCGUGCGGUACCCGGUACCGGAGGCACGGGUCGCGCGACGGUCGAUCUUCCGACGCUUGCAAGCUUCGCCGCCGGCAACGUUGUAUCUCGCGUUGCGUACAAAACAAAACGUUGAAUGUUCGAUUUUUGCAUGUAUGAAACGCCUUCUAUAUUUAUUGUUUCGUAUCGAAAAAUAGAUUUUAUCCGAGCGCGAACGAUCCCACCCGCGUUUGAUUAAUAAAAUUAAUAAAUUAUAUUUAACAAAAAAAAAAAAGUUUUAUCAAAUUACAUAUUAUUAAAUAUAUUAUUAAUUAUAAAAAAAAAA